GUGCUUAUAGUGUCCGGCAAGCGGUGUGAUUGAAGUGCAAAUCAGUUUCAUCGCUAUCGGCAACAAAUGGCAACAAGUGACUUUUUGCACUCGAUGAUGGUGGACCGACCGUCCGUGAGUGCCGCCGUACGCUGUCGAGGAAAGCUUCUAGAUUAAUAAUCUAAUUACGGAAUUGGUUCGUCUGUCGUGCAUGCGAUUGUAUAACGAAACGACGGUACGGUGUGAAAAUGUGAAUCAAUCGGCUCGCCGGCACGAUAGAAAACACGCGCGCGUAAACCCAAACCCCUUUUUGCGGAAGAAGUCACCGGGGCAGAGUCGCCGAUAGAUUAAGCCCGACAACUACUAAUUGGACAGAGGAGGAGCGGAUAGGAUGGAGGCGGCGGACGGGCGAAAUAGUACACCCGCGUGACGUACACCAAAAUCACCCUCCUCUUCUUGGCAGGGCGCAAGUGUGCGCUUGCGCCAGUCUGUAGCAAACCCUAUUCCCGCGCUACCAAGGCGUAGAGAGAAGGCGGUAGCAGGCGGUGGUGGAGCUGUUUGUGCAAAGCUUAACUUUGCAACGUAAAACAACGCCAACGCCGUUGUGGUGGUCGUCAACGAAACGGGCAACGCGCUGCGCCUGGUGCCAGUUGCGUACGAUCGUCCGACCCCGACGGAACAGUGUUAAGCCGGCGUGCGGUGCUCUAAGGGGAGGGAACAGUAGUACGAGAGUGUAAGUGUGUGUGUGUGUGCCGUAUGGUACACCAAAUAGAAGAAGGCGCCACAUACCAAAACGCCAGCACGGUCACGCGUGUUGAUGAUUUGGGACGUCAUUUGGCGCAAAUUUCGUUGUUGGGUGUGUGGCACUGUUGUGGUUGUAAAUGAUAGGGAAAUUCGGCGUUCGUUAGUGCGCGGGUAACUAGAUGUGAAAACUAAACCCCCACCCGUGUCGUGAUGGAAAUGCUUCUACCGGCAGUGAUACGGCCCGUCAAACGGGAAGGAAAUUGUUGUGUGCAGCAGACCUAUCAAAAUGGCGUGUAAAUAGUGCAACGAAUCAAGCCCCAUGGCUAGGAUGAAUAUGUGAAUUGGCACAACCGAUAUAAUUCGAUGUCGAUGGCAAAUAUUGCAAAAAAGUGGCUGUGAGUGCUUUUUGUUGAAACAAUUUCCCCGUCUAGUGGAGGGAGAGUGAGUGGAAGAAACUCUAUAUUGCAGCGGUAGCGGAAAAUCAGCAAACCACCCCUCCCGAUUCGUUGUCGUGCCUGCCAAUCGAAUCGAGCCGGUCGCCCUGGUUUUUUUUGGACUAUAAAUAUAUGAUGGCCCUGUUCAACAAGCUGCUAUUCAACAAGAAACGAAACACUAGCUCAUCGUCGCAGAAAACAAGCCCAGGACAGUUCCCGUUCAGCGCGGAUCAGGUGCGCAUUUUGGUGUUCAAGGAGUGUGACAUCCGCGGCCGGAAGCUCCUGUUCGACUCCAGCACGGUCGAGAAGGUGUCGUCCGAUAGUAACAGUGCGGCGGCAGCGGCCGCCUUCGCCAGCGAUCAUCAUCCACCGUCGGUGCCGCAGGUGCAAAAGUGCGAACACUGCAAUGUCGUCUACCGGGUGCGCAAACAUAAUGAUCCUCGCAGCGAGGCAGUACUCAAGACGGAGAUUAAGCAGUUCGAGGAGAUGGUCUUCGGCUCGGCACCGAUUGCGUUCCGGGGCAGCAGCUUCAAGGUGCACUGGCUGAAGGCACCGAAGACGCUGAUGUGCUCGCUCGUGUUCCCCACGCCGGUGUACAACGGGACGAAGAAGUCGUCCGUGUCCACCUACCCCGGCUCGGAGCUGUUCAUCAAUGGUAGCAGUAGCGGCAAUACAACCAGCGGCAUUGGAAGCAGCAGUGGUGGCGUCGACUACAAUCCCUCCGUGAGCGAUCUAAGCUCGAUCGGGACGGGGUCGUUACACUCGUUCACGGUGAGCUCAUCAACCGCCACCCAGCACGACCCUUCGCUACUCCAGCGGCUGCGACCGGUGCUGCCGGUUGAGUUUUGUAACUUCGAUCGGUUUGCCGAUCUACACCACUCGUCCAACAGUGGCGUCGACUCCGGGUACGGUGGAACCGAUCCGUGGGGCCUGUCCGGGUCGGGCUCUUCGCGCCAUCCGACUUCCUCGUCGCACCGGAGCAGCCUGUCCUCCAUCUACAGCGACUUCGAUUGCAUCCGUCGCCUGAGCACGGACAACUUUAGCGUGGACAUUCCGCCACCGCCGAACUGUGUCAGCCUGGAGGACUGCCACUCGUACGGCAGCUUUCACCGGCGGGUGUCGAAGAAUCUGACGACUUCGUUCGAAAACCGGCACACGGUUGCGGACCACGUGGGCCACCUGGACGAGCUGGGCCAGAUGUUGGCGGGUGGUGGCGGUGGUGCCGGUAGUGGUGUUGGACAGCAUACGGGUGCGACGGUGACCAGUGCGGCGGCUAGUGAUGGAUGUGUGGUGUCGCGCAAUCGUCGGAACAGUGAAACGAUGGAGCUGAUAAACCGACGGAAAGCGUACAGUGGGGAGCUGCUUUCGACCGCUACCAACUACCAGGGGAAGGCGCCGAGCAAAAAGCAGCGGCUCGGGGUGGCAGUUUGCAUACGGCUGAACGAGGUGAUGCUGCAGGACACGGACACGUUCUGCUCCGAGCACAUGACGGUGUUCGAAUCGAUCCUUUGCCGGGUGCGGGUGGCGGUUGAGAAGGCGUACAUUCGAUGGCGAUUGUUUUUGCAGAUCAUGCUGGGAGCCUGGCAUUCGACGCAACAGUGGCUGAACGAUCUCUUCACGGCUCCGCGGCUUAACAAUCCGGUCUGGUUGACGCUCAGCAGCAGCACGUUAACCGAUCGUAACCUUGCCUCGCUCGCCAACACGUUCAUGAACGAUCUAUGCUCGUUGCUGUCGUCAGCCGAUACGAAGGAUACAAACUUCUUCAUCAGCACCAUGAUCACUGCCGUCCUGACGCACCAUCUAGGAUGGGUGGGUACGAUCGCUGCUAUGACCGCCACGGACGAUUCGUCCCCCAGCAGCAAGCUCGAUCUGAUUAGGCGGGAAAAGAUUCGCAUGAACGAAAUUACCGCCAACCAUCCGUACAGCGUGCUGUGGGCCCAGCUCGGCGACCUGUACGGUGCGGUCGGCUACCCGACCAAGCUCUCGAAAACCAUCAUCUGUGGCAGCUCGCAGCUGGGCAACACGCUCGACAAGAUCCUGAACGUGCUGUCGUACUUUAUACGCUGCUGCGAAAUUAAACGCACCGUGUACGUGGAGUCGUUCGACGAAGCGAACGUUCGGACCGCCUUCAUAGCGCAGCGAGCGAACGCAGCAUCGGCAGCGGCAGCUUCAAUCCCAGCUGAAGGCAUGCAUGAUGUAAAAGUGCCUUUUGCUGAACCAAAUUCUGGAUUGCUGCAACCACCAGCGGCGCCACAACCCCCACUGCUCCGUUCGGCCUCGUCCGGAAUGGUGCGGUCAGCGACGAGGAUGAAAAAUUUAGCCUCCCUAGCCGGUGGCAGCGAGAAGGAUAUCUCCCAGCAUACCACCUCGACCGGGGAGCUCACGAGUGCCACCAGCCCGGCAAACGAGGAGGUGCAGAAAGCGCUAAAGAAAAACGUGAUGAAUGACAUUCCAAACGUGCUGGUGUACCGGGACUCGCGCUUCGUCCGCCAGGAGCUGCGGAUAGGCAACAAAAGCAUGGACACGGGGCUGGUGAUGAAUGCGCGCGAAAAGCAGUACCUAGAGGCGCGCUAUCAAAUCGGCAAGGUGGCUUUGCUGCAGCCGACCCAAGCCGAUCCCGAGCUGGCACAGGAAGCGCUCGUACUGGAGGCGGAGAGCGAAGGUCGGUGCAGCGCGGACGGCGAUGAUCGGGAGUCCGUCCGGCUGUCCUAUCUCAUUACCGAGAACAGUCUCGGGCAGGUGGGCUCGUCGGAGGCGGCGGAAUCGCAGCAGCGACUAAUCUGGGGCGUGGAGAAGACGAAGGAAGGCAUCGCGUUUGAGCAGCUCAAGUACAUCAGUCUGCUGCGCGGGGACUACCAGGUGCAGAAGGAUGCCGUCAGCGAGAAGGACCAAAGCGAGCCAAGGAGCGAGGUCGUGUUUGUGCUGGGGGAAAAUGAGAUGCUGAAGGACAUACACCGGAAGGCGGGAACGCCGGACGAUGAUGUGCUGAGGCCGCUCGGCAUGGUGCAGCCGCUGAAGCACUGCUGCCGGCAAAAGUUUAACAGCUUCGACCGGUACCGGAAGAUUGCUGCCAACUUUCUCAAAAGCCGUAACCUGCCCGACUAUCAUCUGUUGGAGCGCGGCAAAGGACACGCGCUGGGGGAGCAGGAGCCGGAACCGGAGGCAGCGAUCAGUGUUGCCCCGUUGUCGGAGCUAUCGUUUGGUGUGAUAGAACCGAGCAGUAGCAGCAGCAGCAGGCAAGCGGGAAAGCCCGAGUGUGCCGUCUGCCAUCAGAUACCGACAGUGUACUGUCUGCAAACGCCAACGAAUGCGUCGGAAAUGGAGUUUAUUGGCGAGCUGUCGCCGAACGGAAGCCAUAGACCGUACUGGAGCGGUCGAUCGGCACUUCUGGAGCAACUGACAGGGGGAGAAACCGUACCGGAGGAUGCCGCCUGUACGACAGGUGGUCUUCCGUCCGGUGGCCUUCCUUUAAUGCGCGAAAACAUUCCACUCAUUGUGCUGCCGGGGCACACGAUGGCUACGCUGGACGAGAACGAUGAGCUGCGGGCGAAGCAUCCGGGCAGUAUUCUGAAGCUGAUCGACAUUCCCUUCCCGAAGGGGAUGCGCACAGCGGCCGCCGGUGGACAUGAUGAGAAUAACAACAGCAACGGUACCGGUUCGGGAUGUUCCGUCGCAGGUGGUGGUGGUGUUGGUGUUGGUGGUAGUCACGGUAUCAACAAUGCCAGUAGUGCUGGCAGUGCUGGGGGCGGCAACAGUGGAGGACACAGUGCAGCAAGCGGUCACCAUCACCACACGACCGAUCCGACCAGCAGCACCGGUAGCGAUAAGACUGAGAAAGGUGUGCGAUGCUUUCGUACCGGGUUUAUGCCGUCCCUGUUUAGUCGCAUCACCGACCACUACAUGCCGGAUAUGGUGCUGCAGGCAACGACGGCACCGCCGAGCCAGUGGGAGGCAGCGCUCAAGCGCGAUCUGCACCUGGCCGCCCGGUUCACGCUGUACGAGCAGCAGCUGACGGAGAACAAUGCCAUCAUCGCCAACCUGGACACGCACGAGGUACGGUUGCUUUCGUCGCAGUCGCUCGUGGAUGGCGACAUCGUCGGCAUGUCGCAGCUGGUAUCGUCCAUGCUGGAGGCUGUCAGUGCGAUGUGGUCCGCUGGAAUCUCCGCUUAUCAGUGCAUGGCGUUUAUUGAAUCGAAACUGCGCGAGCUCUACCUGCAGUCGGAAACGAUCGCGAGCGUCAUGCUCGCGACGGACUUCUGCACGCUGAGCUCGAUCACCACCGCCAUGGACAUCACUGCCAACGAUAUGGAGCUGCUGCUGUCCGUUGCGUCGGUGCACACGCCCGAAGCCACCAAGCGGUACCGUGUGCUGAUGCGCUAGAACGUGCCCAGAAAGGAGCUUACAAUUUUGCAGAAUGUGCAAAUGUGAUAUUAGGUUAAUCGUUUAGGGUAGAGUAGGUACGCAACCAGGUACGUCAUUCAAAGAGAGCGGACGUAUCUGGAGAGGUGGGGGCCGACGUGUACCCAGCGAAAGGAGAAAGUCGAAAAAGGAUGUUGAUGAAUGAACAGAUCCCCAGGGGGAUUAUUUCGAGCAGAUGCUAUGAUAUUUAUGCAAGUCAGCUCUCUCUCUCUCUUUCCCUUUAUUUCAUUCGACCAGUGGAACCUCCUUAUCAAUUUUCAUGUAGAUCGUUACGAUGUAAAGUGGAUUUGACUGUAAGGAAACAAGAAAGGUGUAAUUUCUGACCAAAAGUUGUGAUUAGAGCGUGUAAAAGUGUAUUGCAGAGCAAUAUUUUCAUCCCAAGAGGGAUGUGCCUUGGAGCGGAAGGACAGCCGAGGUUGUGAGAGCAGGUAUAAAAUAAGACUAAGCUUAGCUAGAGAUAGCGGACUCUUGACUAGACUUGAGCCAAAGGGUUUAAAAGACCCGGCCGACAUUUGUCGUUAGCAAACGUUUAGCCAUCUAAUGCGGGCGUGUGAACUGAAGCAAGCAAAGAGCAAUGAGAUAUUUAUUGAAGUGAAAUUUGCAAUAAAAUCUUUGUAAACAAAUUCAAAAGCAA
Molecule: messenger RNA, 6210 nt
Organism: Anopheles merus
Lineage: Eukaryota; Metazoa; Arthropoda; Insecta; Diptera; Culicidae
Exons: 7
Coding region: 1290-5537 (1415 amino acids)
Cellular component (GO): cytoplasm
Molecular function (GO): protein-folding chaperone binding; ATPase inhibitor activity
Source: RefSeq, a predicted model, not a curated record